CUUUGGGGAAGGAAGAAAAAAGUGAAAUUUUGGGAACAUAUAAAAGAACCAAAAUAAUUUAGGAGAAGCUUGGAAUUGGAUUGGGAGAGAGUGAAAAUGGACUUGGAUGCAGUGAAGAGGUACUUGGAGAAAGGAGUGGGAACAUCAUCGGAGGUUGAUGGGUUACCACCGAGGUUUCUGGAACCCUUAAUAAUGAAUUCGCUUAAGGUUGAUCUCAUCGAACCUGGUCGCAUUCUCUGUUCCAUGAAGAUACCACAACGUUUACUCAACGCUGGCAAUACGUUGCACGGUGGUGCCACCGCUGCGCUGGUGGAUGUGGUGGGGUCCGCCGUGAUUCCCACCGUUGGGUUCACAGGUCCCAAUACGGGGGUUUCCGUUGAGAUUAAUGUUUCCUACGUGGAUGCUGCCUAUGUCGAUGAGGAGAUUGAGAUCGAGGCCAGAGCAUUGCGUGUUGGGAAGGUUGUUGCUGUUAUAAGCGUAGAGUUCAAGAAGAAAAAAACUGGCAAAAUUUUUGCCCAGGGGCGUCAUACCAAAUUUAUUCCUGCUUCCAGUAAACUUUGAAGGACCAAAUUGCACCCAAAUAAACGGUUCAAGUUAAAUGUUGUAUCGCCCUUCUGUACCAAAUACAUACCAAAUUACCCUUCUGAUUAAGUUUCCUCCAUCUCAAACAAUUACUUCAAUUACUUUGAAUUUUCUGUACCAGUUCUUGUUAUUGUUAAACGAUGAGGACAAUGUAUGCUCGAAGUUGUUCUCUACCUUUUGAUUUUGAUUAUGUAUAUAUUAUUUGACUCAAGAUAAUCAUUUUUACUUGAAUCUU
Vigna unguiculata (cowpea) is the source of this 817-nucleotide messenger RNA. RefSeq lists its product as uncharacterized. Gene Ontology annotation, molecular function: fatty acyl-CoA hydrolase activity. The record is from RefSeq and is a predicted model, not a curated record. Lineage: Eukaryota; Viridiplantae; Streptophyta; Magnoliopsida; Fabales; Fabaceae.